Messenger RNA from Gorilla gorilla gorilla (western lowland gorilla), 2970 nucleotides. RefSeq names its product cornichon family AMPA receptor auxiliary protein 3 (gene CNIH3). The record is from RefSeq and is a predicted model, not a curated record. Bases 1290 to 1772 code for a protein of 160 amino acids. NCBI's taxonomy places the organism in Eukaryota, Metazoa, Chordata, Mammalia, Primates, Hominidae. The transcript has 6 exons. Gene Ontology annotation, biological process: vesicle-mediated transport.
GCUUUGGGAUCCAAGGCUUGCACUGUAUCCCCAACCAACACUAGGCAACGCCCCAAGUCCCCACACUUCCCACUCCGAUAGGCGAAACUGCAAGAACCGGGAGGGGCGGCUGCCGCGUUUAGGCGCGAGGCACAUACCAUACCCUUCCGCAGCUUCCCACCUCCUCCAGACGCACGUGUUUAAAGAGUCCCUGCUCCAACCGGUCCCGCCCCACCUCCGCUCGGCCUCCAGCCCUGCCUGUACUGCUGGCUUCAAGUUUCCUCCGAGAGGCGGGCGUGCACAGCUGCAGUGGCGGCGGCAGCGGCCACCAAGCGCCCGGCGGCGCUUCGCCACCCACCUUUCCUCAGCCGCCGGCGCUGCAGUCUCCGCCCGCCGGGGAGGGCGCGCUCAGCGGAACAGGAGUCGAGGGUGGGGCGCCGAGAGGAGGGAAUCCCGGGUCGCACCGCUACAAUUCUCGCAGUGGCAAAGGCGGCGGCGGCGGCAGCGGCAGCAGCAGGUGGAGCGAGCUACAGCGUUUGGCCUGCAACCAACUGCUGCACCCACCCGGGCUGGAGUUGGCCCGUUGGGUGGAGCCAGUGCUCGCCCCGGUCCGACCCCCGGUUUCCGGGACACUUGGGUUGCGGAGGCCGGCUGGCCGGAGUCACGGUUGGGGACGGGCGCGCCUCGGAGCGCACGGCUGCGCUGGAAGCCGCGUCUGGGGCGCAGGACCAACGGGACCUACCUCCUCCCGGCUACCUAAAGACUCCUUCUCUCGGGAAAGAGCGCUGCCGGCUCUGGGAUUUGGGAGGAGCUCGGAGGCCGCUCGGGCACCUCGCUGGACACUAUCCGUUUGCGCCCCGGAGCGGAGCGCUCGUCUCUCCUCAGCGGUUUAGUGGAGAAAAGCAGAGAGCUCUUCCUGGGGCGAACGGGACCUCCUCCCUCGGUCCUCCGUGGAGUCGUCGCAUCGUUUGUCGUGUUGGUCUCGAGGGGCUCACAGCUUGGCACUAAUUUGCAGGUGUUCGCUGCUGAUUUGGUUUCUUCUUCGAUUUGCGGACGGUUCCCGCCAGCGACUCUCGACACACGUUUUCCUGUCUUCGCCGGAGGGCCGGGUCUGGCGUCGCCGGAGCCUGCGGGAAUCCAGCGCUUAUUCGCUGACCCUCGAGUCGCUCCGCUAGCUGUGCGCCCUCCUGGGCACUAGCCUGGAGAGGAGCGUGCAGACGCGGCUCCUUUGAGGGAGUGCGGUCCUCUAGGGAGGCAUCGGGCUCCUAGGGGCUUCUUGGCGUGUGUGGCGGGAUUGGGGUCCGCCGGCCAUGGCCUUCACUUUCGCUGCGUUCUGCUACAUGCUGUCUCUGGUGCUGUGCGCUGCGCUCAUCUUCUUCGCCAUCUGGCACAUAAUUGCCUUUGAUGAGUUAAGGACGGAUUUUAAGAGUCCCAUAGACCAAUGCAACCCUGUUCAUGCGAGGGAACGGCUGAGGAACAUCGAGCGCAUCUGCUUCCUUCUGCGAAAGCUGGUGCUGCCAGAAUACUCCAUCCAUAGCCUCUUCUGCAUUAUGUUCCUGUGUGCGCAAGAGUGGCUCACGCUGGGGCUGAAUGUCCCUCUACUUUUCUAUCACUUCUGGAGGUAUUUCCACUGUCCAGCAGAUAGCUCAGAACUAGCCUACGACCCACCGGCGGUCAUGAAUGCCGACACUUUGAGUUACUGUCAGAAGGAGGCCUGGUGUAAGCUGGCCUUCUAUCUCCUCUCCUUCUUCUACUACCUUUACUGCAUGAUCUACACUUUAGUGAGCUCUUAACGCAAAGACCAUGCACAUCAUCAGAGACUGAGAUGGGAGAGGCCUGAGACGAAGAGGUGCAUUUCUGCUGGUGACUGGAGGAGGGACCAGAAUGAGGAUACGUGAGAAAUAGACCCGGCAGGCAGUCAGACUGAAUGGGAGCUGGGAUCAUGCAGCAGCUGGGAGCCGAAUUAACCCUGCGUGUCUGUGUCACCCUGUUUGUCAAUCUUUGGCAUUCGAAUUCCACACAUGGGGUCCUAGAGCCCUUCUGAGCAUCAGUGGUGUGGGGGAGUAGGUGACGAAACACUAGACCUCUCCUGAGAGAGAAUUGCUGCUUCCUGAAUCCACUUCAUUGAACAGCACCUUGCAAGUUCAAAUGAGUUCCUGGGAGCGGAGGCUGGAAGGCCGCAAGGUGCUUGCUAAGGAACAGAAUGACCCAGAGUCAAGGCCAAGUCUGCAGGGACCUGUUGAAAGCCUCGAGAAUGUCUUGGCUGCCCAAGACUCUUGUUGCCUUUCUUCCAAGCCAUGGCCAUGCCCUUUUUCUCAAAUGGGAGGGGCUGGAGGGUGUGUGGGAUUUGUCUUCAGCUGCAACCAGCCUUGAGCCUGCUGGGCUAUUUUCAGCUGAGGAGGGGUGAAUAUAGGAAAAAUGCAUUUUUGAAACGUUUGCAACAUGAUCGAGGUGUUAGUUCUCCACCACACAAGUUGUAUUCUUCUUUUGCCACCUCAAACCAUCACAGAGUCAUUAAAUGCAAAUCAAUUGGUCAAUGCUAGUCAAAGCUAUGUUCUUACAAAAACCCCAGACAGCUCAGAGCUCAGAAAAUCCUGUGGAGUGGCUGCUCUGUACCGUGGGCAUCCGGCAGCCAGGAAGUGAGACAACAUAAUUAUAACUUCGUUUUAUGAUGCUGCAUCAUUUGUACUGUUUAGGUCGACAUGAGGACAUCAUCUUAUUUAGAAUUUUCCGUUUGGCAUUCUCUUUUGGGUGGGAGUUACGCUGGGGGUUGUAAAUAAUGACAAGGCUGAGAUUUUUAUGAUGUUUAAAUUGGGCACAAUGAUUUUGACCUUAUUCCCCAAACUUCUUUUCUUUUCUACUGUUUAACAUACACAGGCUAUUUAUACACGUCCCCAGCUCCCAUCUGAAACCUGUGACUCAGGUUUAUGAAUGGUGUUUGUGUAGCAACACAUUGUGUGCUAUGUUUAUUAAAAUGCAGCGACAACUUGA